Molecule: messenger RNA, 420 nt
Organism: Macrosiphum euphorbiae (potato aphid)
Lineage: Eukaryota; Metazoa; Arthropoda; Insecta; Hemiptera; Aphididae
Source: the annotation of a GenBank genome assembly
AUGCAAAUAGAUUUUUAUUCAGUGAGUAUUUUUUUGUCUUGUGUUAAACCAUGCCUGGGCAGUUUACUUCCAAUGACAACUCAGUCCAAUGGUGUUUUAUCCGGCAGUGGCGUAAUCAACCAAACAUCCGAAUCAAGCACCCCUUAUCUAUCUUCAUCAAAUAAUAAUUUAACUGUUGGCUUUUCGGGGAGCAAUAAAUAUCUACCUCUAAAGCAUAAUACUUGUAAUACAACAGCGAUAUCGGCAGUAAAAAAAAAUAAAUCAGACACUUUCACAAGAGAAAAUGGUAUUGAUAAAUUAUCAAGUUUGUUCUUCGAUAAUCCUGGUAAACUUGGUACCCUUUCAUUGAAACUGUAUAACGCUACAGCAUGUAUUUUCAAAUUAAUAUUUAAAACUUGGAAAGAACUCAAAGUGAACUAG